AUGGCACAGCAGGGGAAGAAGGCGACGGAGAUGCAGGACCCGGAGAUCAGGGCAGAGCAGGUGAAGAAGGCGCCGGAGCUGCAGGACUCGGAGACCCGGACACAGCAGGUGAAGAAGGCGCCGGAGCUGCAGGACCCGGAGAUCCGGGCAGAGCUGGACCGCCGCGCCCGCGAGGAGGGCGAGACCGUCAUCAAGAGCGGCGCCGGCGGCAAGACCCUCGAGGCGCAGGAGCGCCUGGCAGAAGGGCGUAAGAAGGGCGGGCUGAGCCGUGCGACUGGCUCCGGCAACGAGCGCGCCGAGGACGAGGGCGGGGUGGUGAUCGAGCCGGACGAGAAGAAGCUCGAGGAGGUCAAGAAGGAUCUCGGGCGCGAAUGA
Messenger RNA from Triticum turgidum subsp. durum (durum wheat), 375 nucleotides. NCBI's taxonomy places the organism in Eukaryota, Viridiplantae, Streptophyta, Magnoliopsida, Poales, Poaceae. The record is from the annotation of a GenBank genome assembly.